This is a messenger RNA of Pelodiscus sinensis (Chinese soft-shelled turtle), 1819 nucleotides long. Lineage: Eukaryota; Metazoa; Chordata; Testudines; Trionychidae. The record is from RefSeq and is a predicted model, not a curated record.
UUUUAAAAUAUGUCUUUGUUUUGUCUCUCUAGGAAAACUAUGAUGAUCCCCACAAAACUCCUGCUUCUCCAGUUGUCCAUAUCCGGGGGCUGAUUGAUGGUGUUGUGGAAGCUGAUCUUGUGGAGGCCCUGCAGGAGUUUGGGCCCAUCAGUUAUGUGGUGGUGAUGCCUAAGAAGAGACAGGCCCUGGUGGAGUUUGAGGAUAUUCUCGGCGCCUGCAAUGCUGUGAACUAUGCAGCAGACAACCAGAUCUACAUAGCAGGGCACCCUGCAUUUGUCAACUAUUCCACCAGCCAGAAAAUAUCCCGUCCUGGAGACACAGAUGAUUCAAGGGGGGUCAACAAUGUGCUACUCUUCACCAUUCUGAACCCCAUCUAUUCGAUUACAACGGAUGUGCUGUAUACCAUCUGCAACCCGUGUGGUCCUGUGCAAAGGAUUGUUAUCUUCAGGAAGAAUGGGGUCCAGGCUAUGGUGGAGUUUGACUCUGUGCAGAGUGCGCAGAGGGCCAAGGCAUCUUUGAAUGGGGCAGAUAUUUAUUCUGGGUGUUGCACUCUAAAGAUUGAAUAUGCCAAGCCUACACGUUUGAAUGUGUUCAAGAACGAUCAGGACACCUGGGAUUAUACAAACCCCAAUCUCAGUGGACAAGGGGAUCCUGGCGGUAACCCGAACAAGCGUCAGAGGCAGCCCCCUCUCCUCGGGGACCAUCCUGCAGAGUAUGGAGGGCCUCACGGUGGAUACCACAGUCAUUACCAUGAUGAGGGUUACGGCCCUCCUCCGCCUCACUACGAAGGGAGAAGGAUGGGACCGCCUGUUGGUGGCCACCGCAGGGGCCCAAGUCGCUAUGGCCCUCAGUAUGGACAUCCUCCUCCCCCACCUCCGCCCCCUGAGUAUGGGCCGCAUGCUGACAGCCCUGUGCUGAUGGUGUACGGCUUAGACCAGUCCAAGAUGAACUGCGACAGGGUCUUCAAUGUCUUCUGCCUCUAUGGAAAUGUGGAGAAGGUGAAGUUCAUGAAGAGCAAGCCGGGCGCAGCCAUGGUGGAGAUGGCAGAUGGUUAUGCUGUGGAUCGAGCAAUCACUCACCUCAACAACAGCUUCAUGUUUGGACAGAAACUGAAUGUGUGUGUAUCCAAACAGCAGGCCAUCAUGCCUGGCCAGUCCUAUGGGCUAGAGGAUGGCUCAUGCAGCUACAAGGACUUCAGUGGCUCUCGGAAUAACAGGUUUUCAACCCCAGAGCAGGCCGCAAAGAACAGGAUCCAGCACCCCAGCAAUGUGCUUCACUUCUUCAAUGCGCCGCUGGAGGUGACGGAAGACAACUUUUAUGAGAUUUGUGAUGAGCUGGGAGCAAAGAGGCCAGCUUCUGUCAAGGUGUUUUCAGGAAAAAUGUUCCGAUCAGGUGAAAGAAGCUCUUCCGGCUUGCUAGAAUGGGAUUCAAAAAGCGAGGCCCUGGAGACCCUGUCAUUCCUGAACCAUUACCAGAUGAAAAACCCAAAUGGGCCCUACCCAUACACACUGAAACUCUGCUUCUCAACUGCUCAGCAUGCCUCGUAAGCGCUGCCCAGGACAGGCCAGGAACAGGAGCUUCCUUCCGUUCUUUCUGCUGCCUUUGAACAAGUUCUUGUAUUCCUUUUUUUUAAUGCCCCAGUUUAGUAGAAGUUACCCCUAGUGAAGACAUGUCAGCUGGGAGAAGUGAAGCGGUCUGGCUCCCACAUACUUUAAAUUUUUAAAAUUACUGUACAUGUGAUUUGUUUUCCCAUUCAUAUUUUGUGCUGCCUGUGUUACUGGCACAUUUCAAUAAAACUGUUUGGAAAAUAAAAAACAAA